This is a messenger RNA of Papaver somniferum (opium poppy), 543 nucleotides long. Its product is annotated as putative disease resistance protein RGA3. The transcript has a single exon. The coding region runs from base 1 to 543 and encodes 180 amino acids. Lineage: Eukaryota; Viridiplantae; Streptophyta; Magnoliopsida; Ranunculales; Papaveraceae. The record is from RefSeq and is a predicted model, not a curated record. Gene Ontology annotation, biological process: defense response to other organism. Gene Ontology annotation, molecular function: ADP binding.
AUGUGGAACGAAAACUCAGAGCAAUGGGAGAAUCUGAAAUCUGUAUUGCUUGUUGGUGCUCCUGGGAGUAAAUUACUAAUUACUACCCGGAAUGACCAAGUUGCAUCUAUCGUCAGGGGGAGUAUUCCUCCUCACAGUUUAGAUCAGUUAGAAGAUGAUGCAGGUUGGUCUAUUAUCAAGCAUAAAGCCUUUUCUCCUGGUGGAGCAUUAAAUUCCCCAAAUAUGUCAGACAUAGGAAAAGAAAUUGCAAAACAAUGCUGUGGUUUACCACUUGCAGCAAAAUUUCUAGGAAGUUUAUUGCACUUAAAAAGGAAAGAAAGUGAUUGGAGAUCAAUUAGAGACGAUGAUAUCUGGAAUACUUCAGAUAACAAAAGAAAAAUCUUGUCGGUAUUAAAAUUGAGUUAUAAUAACUUGCCAUCUCAUUUGAAACAAUGUUUCUCUUAUUGCUCAAUCUUUCCCAAGAAUUGGGAGAUUAGUAAAGAAGCCUUGGUUCGCCUGUGGAUGGCAGAAGGAUUUCUAAAAGACAUUGGACGUGAAAAGUAA